UUUCCAUUAAGCGAGGAGAUUUCCAAAGCCGUUUCCUUUACUCUGUGUACACCUCCUCCUGUUUUCUAGCUCAAAGCCCUCCUUCAUAAUUUACUCCCUGGGAAGAACUUUACCUCACUUCUGCUCAUACACACCCGCGACUGGCUCUCAUAGACUUUAGGGAUACAUUUUUACUGAUGUCUGGAGAUGUGUGAAGGGCAGGGACCUUUAUGGGAUGGUGAGGGGUGAGUCUGGGACACUUGCGUUUGUGGCAGCGACUAAUUGUAUCACAACUGCUUUUAAUAGCACAAGGGGGUGUUGGCAUUUUUCUUUCUAUUUUUUCUUUUUUGCCUUAAGGCUUUGAGUUCCUGUAUGUAAGCCACUUUCCUUAUGAGGGGAACAUUUUUGCUUUGAUCUCUUUUUUUAGUGUGGAAUAGAGGAGUUUCGCCCCAAAUUUGGCAUCCAUGAACAUUUGCAGUGCCUGGCACACACCUGACUGAGAAUCUGACAUCAUCAUAAAGUCCUGCGAAUGUUUUUCUGAUCUACUUAUGAUUUUGACUGGAUUUGGUGCCAUCAGAUUUUACAAAAAGACACUGGAGUCUUUAAGAAACUGGUUACUAUUUUGAGGAUAUUGGCAUGUGUGAUGGAUACAGCCAAUAAUAGCUUGUGGCUUCAACGUUGAAUCUUCAUCGUCAUCUUUGCAGAGGACCCUCAUGUCCCAGAGCGAGUAAGUGACAACACAUUGGUCAUGGAUAAUUUAAACCAAAAUCUUACUGGUGGGCACAUCAAGUCUCAUCAGGUGCUGCAGAGCACACCACUGGAUUUGAUUGAGACUGGAAAAGGGCUUAAGGUCCAGGCAGAGCGCCCCCAUUUGGUCAGUCUAGGAAGUGGCCGUCUGAGCAUUGCCAUCACCCUGUUGCCCUUGCCUGAAGGCAAGACGACUCUGGGUCACGGAGCCAUGGACAUCAGCAUCCAGGGUCCGGGGAUCGCAGCUCAACAUUGCUUUAUAGAGAACAAGUCAGGGGUCAUAACCCUACACCCCUGUGGUAACCAGUGUAGCAUAGAUGGACUUCCAGUCACAAAGCCUGUUCGCCUGUCUCAAGGCUGUAUGCUGUGUUUUGGCCAGUCCGCCUUCUUCCGCUUCAAUCACCCCGAGGAGGCGUUUCGAAUGAAAAGCAUGAUGCCCGAAGGAGGACAGACGGGCAGUUUAAAAAACCAGGCCCUCACAGAUUCAGAGAACCUGGUCAAUGGGAACCACCCGCCAGGGGCACCUGAAUCUCACCUGGUUUCCAACAAGAGAGUGCGUCCAGAGCACAGUGCCAUUGUCAGUUCUAUUGAAAAGGACCUUCAGGACAUUAUGGACUCAUUAGUCAUGGAUGACCCUCAACCGUCUUCCUCUGAUUCAAAGAAGCCUUCUGGACCGCCCAUCACCCAGUCUCCACUUUCCCCCAUGUUAAAUGGUGGUGGACGAUUCCUCCUCUCUCCUCCAACGAGCCCUGGUGCUAUGUCUGUGGGCUCCAGUUAUGAGAAUACCUCCCCCCCUUUCUCUCCUCUCUCAUCCCCAUCGCCUGCCAGUAGUGGGAGCUACACAAGUCCCUCACCUAGUGGUUGUCAGGACCAGACUCACAUGCUUCCUCCUGUGCCAGUUAGGUCCUCCAGUUACAAUUACACCAGCCAGCCACCCAUACCUCAGCCACGGACCAUACUGUCCAGCUAUUCCAGUGGGCCAAAAGUUCCAGAGAGUCCACGACUCCAGAGAAAGGCUCUUUUGGAAGCACCGCCAAGCCCAAAGCCAGCCCGCAGGAGCCUGAACCAAGACAACUCAGUAGCUAAGACCCCAGACAGCCCCAUACAGACUCACAUUCUGCCUUCAGUCUCUAUCUCUACUGCACAGAUUGAUGCCCCAUCUGUCAGUCGGUUGCCAGUUCCAGGUAGCCCCAGAUUAACCCCCAAAUUCUCUGUUGCAACCCCCUCAUUCUCACCCUCUAGCCCCAGAACUAAAGCUGCCAUUGUCCUACAGGAUCGGCCCUCAAGUCCUUUCCGAGAGCAGCCUCAACCAGACCCCUCCUCAACAUCCAGCCCCUGUCACCAGCUCUCCCCACCCUCACGAUCCUUCCAACCCCCUUUGGACCCCAUUGUCCAUAUCAUUCAGGGUGGACCUCCACACGCACGCUCACUGCAGCCUCCAGAAAGUCCGCGGCUGGCCCGGCGGAACCUUGAAGGGAGCAGCAUGAGAGAACUCCCCCCUCUCAGCCCUUCCUUAGCUCGCAGGGGGGUUCCUGUGCUCCCAGGAGCUCUGCCAGGAACCAUGCGAACUCCAGAGUGUCCAUCUCCGAGAAUGGUCCCGGAGAGCCCCAGACUUAGGCGGAAAGCGGGCUCUCCUACAGAGGAGCAGUUCAGCCCUCGUGUGGUGCGUGCCCGCAGCCCCUCUCCCACCUCGGGGAUGAUGGGGGAGGUUGGAGGGCGAAAGGCUAGUUAUGGGAACUCGCUUUCCUCUGCCAUCAGCCUGGGUUCUCUGCCUGGGUCAUCGCCUCGAUCCAGUCCCAGAAGCCAGAGAAAGAUGUCAGCGGGACUGAGGGGCAUGAGAGAGCGCAAAAACAGCAUCUCAGAGAUCAGCGACAACGAGGAUGACCUUCUGGAGUAUCACCGGCGCCAAAGAGAAGAGCGACUCAGAGAGCAGGAAAUGGAAAGGCUGGAACGUCAGCGAUUGGAGACCAUCUUAAACCUCUGCGCGGAGUAUAACAAGGGCGACGGGCCGACGGGCGAUCUGAGCAGGAUGGGCGUCUCUGGGCUCGGCUCGAGGGAGGGACUUGAUGUCAGACGUCCCUCUACGGACAGUGUGAGCAGCGCUUCCUUAAAGUUGCCACAGAGACACCGCGAGAACCAAAAAGAGAACCUAAAGGAGAACGGCAGCAGCACUGAGAACCCGGCAGCUCUGCUUAAUGGACAGAAUGGACAGGCAGAAGACCCGGGAUCAGGGAGUAUCAGCCGUCUGGAAUUGGGGUACCUGGAGGAAGAGCGGGUUCGAGCGCUGGCAAAGGUAGAUGAACUAAAAGCUCGAAUCACAGAACUGGAGCAGCAACUUCAGGAGUCCAAACAGGAGGCGGAGAUGGAGAGAGCUCUUCUGCAAGGAGAGAGACAGGCUGAGCUGGAGCAGAUCGAGGCCGAGAACGAGAUUGUCAACCAGCUGCAAUGCAAACUUACUGAACUGGAGACCACCAUCCAGAGAGAGAAAGACAAGGCAAGCCAUUCUGCAGGAUGGCCAUUCAAGGCCCAUUCUGGUGUCUGUUGGCAUCCCAAGGAAAAGGCUAAUGUUGACGCGGAGCGGGAAGCCCUGGAGAGGCUUCAGGAUGGGUACAAUGAGUUGACCAGCCAGCUGCAUAACUGCCCUGAAUCUCUGAGAGAACAGUUACAGGACCAACUCAAGAGGGAAGCAGAGACUCUUGAAGUUGCGACCAAGCAGUUUGAGGAUCUGGAGUUCCAGCAGUUAGAGAAGGAGAGCAGUCUGGAGGAGGAACGUGAGACCAUCAGUCAGCAGCUGCUGCAGGACAGAGCUCAGUACCACAGCAGCGUCACCAAACGAAAGGAAAAGGUCGCUGCUCUUGAAAGCCAAGCCAGUCAGCUGGGUAUGCAGGCCGCCCAGGAGUGCGAGAGACUGGUUAAAGACAGAAGCCUCACCAUUCAGCUGCUUCAGAAGGAAAAGGAGAGACUUGCCAAUCUGGAGAGAAGAUACCAGAGUUUAACAGGAGGGAAGACUUUCCCAAAGAGCUCCAGCACUAUAAAAGAGGAAUACUUGAAGCUGUCGGAUGUUUAUAAGAUGUAUGGGGGUGAUUUCCAAGACAGCCAGCUCGCCAGCACUUCAUCGCACGGCCUCUCGCUUACCCUUGACCCGGCUGUAUCUGCCCCUCGUGAGGAAUAUGUGACUGUGGGUCAAUUAAACCAGAUGUAUGGGAUGCCGAAGGUGGAGUCUUCCCCUACCUCUCCUGCCCAAAUACUACAGUCUUCUCUCACAGACUCCGCCUUCUCCUGCCUCCCCUCCCCUCAUGGCUCCUCCCUCUGUCUCUCGUUCGAGCGUCAGUCGUGUGAGUGGGGCAGACCUCACGUGCCCGCUCUCGAUUUAGAGCUCUGGUACCAGGAGGUCAUGGCAGCUGGACAUGCAAACCAGCUCUGCCCUCCUCCCCUCCCGGCUAAAGCUUUCUCAGCACGCAAGCCCUUGCAGGUGUACCGCUCACGAUUAGAUAGCGACUCCAGCCAAUCAUCAUUGAGGCCUAAAGUCAGCGCCGGUCUGUCCCCCACAUACACUACAGCGACGCUCGGACGCAACACUCCUGCCAGGAGCGCUCUGAUGGUAGCCAACAGCACCGGGAGUCUCCCACGCAACCUGGCAGCCACCCUUCAGGACAUCGAGACCAAGAGGCAGCUGGCCCUUCAGCAGAAAGGCCAUCAAGUUAUCGAGGAGCAGAGGAGGCGUUUGGCCGAGCUGAAGCAGAAGGCUGCAGUGGAGGCACAGUGCCAGUGGGAGGCGCUCCAUGGCUCUCAAACGCAGCUUAACCACCCCUAUUCCUCCAGCCCCUCUCCUGUCGUGCACCACUCCAUACUGCACCACACGUCGCCCUCUGCUGGGGAACAACCCUACGACACCCUCAGCCUGGAGAGCUCGGACAGCAUGGACACCAGCAUCUCCACGGGAAACAACUCUGCCUGCUCCCCCGACAACAUGUCCAGUGCAAGCGGUAUGGACGCACUGAAGAUUGAAGAGAUGGAGAAAAUGCUGAAGGAGGCACAUCUGGAGAAAGCUCGACUCAUAGAGUCCAGGGAGCGUGAGACUCAGGCCCGUAAGCUGAUGCUGGAGGAGGAGAGGAGACGGAGAGAGGAGGCGGAGAAGAGACUGGAGGAUGAGACGGUACACAGGCAGCAGCUGAUAGAGAAGGAGGUGAAGAUGAGGGCCAAAAACUUCUCUCAGGCGCGCCCCAUGACACGAUACCUGCCCAUUCGUAAAGAAGAGUUUGAUCUCCGAUCCCACAUCGAGUCCUCGGGUCACAGCGUGGACACGUGCUACCACGUGAUCCUCACCGAGAAGAUGUGCAAGGGCUAUCUCAUCAAGAUGGGAGGAAAGAUCAAAUCCUGGAGGAAGCGAUGGUUCGUCUUUGAUCGCCUCAAAAGGACUUUCUCAUACUACGCCGAUAAACAUGAAAGCAAAUUGAAGGGCGUCAUCUACUUCCAGGCCAUCGAAGAGGUUUACUAUGAUCAUCUACGUAGUGCCACAAAGAAAGGAUUUUUCAAUCUGAAUUUGACAAACAGCCCCAACCCCUCCCUGACGUUCUGCGUGAAGACACACGACAGACUUUACUACAUGGUGGCCCCCUCGGCGGAGGCCAUGAGAAUAUGGAUGGACGUGAUCGUAACGGGAGCCGAGGGCUACACGCAGUUCAUGAACUGAGAUGCAGACGUCAAAACUCAAACUGUUCGGCAGGGAGACUUCAAACGAUCCGGACCUGUUAUUCCCAACGAGAGGAAAAACUUUUAUUUUGCUACUCCCUUUUUCUUCUUUUAUCAUUGUCUGAAGAUGUUAUAUACUCACUCGCUUGCACAGACACACAUCCGCUGGAGGUUUUCUCUCGGCUGCCUGGAUGCGAAAAACGGAGCUGAAAGAUGAAAAGGCCGAGAACCGAACCUGCAGGUGGCGGCUCAGUUGAUGUCGAUGAAAAUGCCUUUUUGCCAUCAGAGAUAUUUUUUGUGUUGCAGUUUGGAUACACAUAAAUGUGACUUUUAUCUGUAAUGUUAACUCGUACGAUUUGUCUUUCCACACACUUCAUGGGGAAAAUGCCAAAUGACAUCAAGCCAUGAAAUCACGACGUUAUGAAAAUAAAUUGACUGAUAUGUAAUGAAACAGAUAUGGACUGACUGCAAGAUGUUUUUACAUUUCUAACAUAUAGUAAGUGUUACAUUCAUAUGAGAUGAUUUCGAGAUUCGAAAAUCCGGUAUUGAUUUAAUUCACCAAAGCUCACCAACCAGCUCAGGAGUCUAUAUUUAUUAUAGAAAAAUAAUCACCGACUCCUGUUUUAUUCUCUCCCAAUGUGUCUUUGUGUUCCCACUGAAUUUUUCACAUAAGGAGCCACACGCGCACACCCACGCGUGCACGACUCGUACGCACGACUUACAACAGUACAGUCUAUUUGCCAAGUCCUGAUAACUUGAUCUGGAGGCAGCCAUCUCCUUUCACUGCCAGCCUACGAUAGCUUUGAAUUAUCGCCACACAAAAGGAAACCACAUCAAAAUCAUGCAGUGCCUUGAUAUUGACCCGUAUUUGUCACUCUUGGUGUGUUACACUAGUAAAAAACAAACAGCUGGAUACCGUCUUAUUCCAUGUGAGAUAUAUACAUGUGUGUAUUUUAUAUACACUAGAACUACAGAUGUGUAUUGUAAUUAAAAAAAUGAAUGAUUGGGGUGAUACAUAUUUUAAGGGGCGGUCCAGAUGUUUAAGUAUUAAAGGUUUUACAGUUCAGCUAUGAGUCUGCCUUACCUUGUAUUAGGAUGAGGGAAAUAAAAUAAAUGUUUAUUUAUAGUUGCUGUUUAUUAAUUAAAAAAGACCAACAUGCUC
Messenger RNA from Misgurnus anguillicaudatus (oriental weatherfish), 6580 nucleotides. Lineage: Eukaryota; Metazoa; Chordata; Actinopteri; Cypriniformes; Cobitidae. The record is from RefSeq and is a predicted model, not a curated record.